AGAAUAAACAUAUAGGCCUAACCGGAGAUCCUACUUGUGUACAGAGCGUUAAUCGGUUAAUAGUUUAAUGUCGCUGCAUUCAUAGCAAUUCACACAAAUGAGAGGCCAACAUCAACUGUUCAGCUACGGACGCUUGUAAAUGAAGAGGGAUUUGAACACAAGGAGGCGCCACACACUGUCAUCUGAAUCCUUCAGUUUAGCUGCUGCCGCACGAAAGAUGCGCUCCCCUCACACGUUCUCGUGUCUGCCGUCUGCUGAGAGGAUCAUAGCUGAGCUGACAGAGAACAUCUGACACAUCUCACUCUUCUUCUGCCUAGUAUUUUGUUUUGAAAUUGCUGAACGAAUGGCGAACGCAGGGCUCCAACUUCUCGGCUACACUUUGGCUUUUUUGGGACUUAUUGGUCUAAUAGCUUCUACAUCCAUGGCCGAGUGGAAGAUGUCUUCAUACGCCAGUGAUAACAUCAUCACAGCUCAGGCCAUGUAUGAGGGUCUCUGGCAGGCCUGUGUGCACCAGAGCACCGGACAAAUGCAAUGCAAAGUCUACGACUCGCUGUUACAGCUACCAGGGGAAAUUCAGAGUACUCGAGGUCUCAUGAUCACCUCCAUCUUACUGGGUGCUGUCGCUCUGAUGGUUGCUGCCGUUGGUAUGAAGUGCACCACAUGCCUGGCAGACGACAAGCAACAAAAGAGCAAAGUUGCCCUGGCCGGAGGCGUCCUCUUCAUCGUUGCAGGGGUUCUUGCUCUUGCUGCCACAAGCUGGUAUGGAGACAAAAUAAGACGCAAGUUCUUUGAUCCAUUCACUCCCACAAAUUCAAGGUAUGAGUUUGGUAAGGCGCUCUAUGUGGCCUGGGGUGCUUCGGCUCUCACGCUCAUUGGCGGCAGCAUGCUCUGCUGUAACUGUGGAAGUAAAGCCACUGGUAAAUCGUACCCACCUCCCCGCACGGCGGGACGGCCGGGAACGGAUCGUGUUUGAAGAUUAGUGGUGUCCACAUACUGUAAAACACCCGAAGACAAAAGCAAUCUAGCAGCUUGUGUGCAACCUAUAGUUUAAUGUGUCGUGUGAUUAUUCUUCACUCUGAAAUCUUUUAUAUUGCUUUGUGAUUUGGUAAUAUGUUAUAGUUUUGGAUUCCUGCUUUAUUAGAGUCAUUUUCAAUCGUUAUGUAUGUCUCUCAAUAUAAAAUAAAAAUGAAAAAUGCAUCUAUUCAAAUCUAUGGGUUCAAAUCUAUUGUCAUGAUAUAGCAUGCAUUAUGUAUGCCAGUGAUGUUGACUUUUUACUCAACAUGUGAAGGUUUUGUUUGGAAGGAAAAAAUGUAUAAAUUAAAAAAAUUUGGAAACAUG
This is a messenger RNA of Triplophysa rosa, 1338 nucleotides long. It is a transcript of the gene cldn1, whose product is annotated as claudin 1. The transcript is spliced from 4 exons. NCBI's taxonomy places the organism in Eukaryota, Metazoa, Chordata, Actinopteri, Cypriniformes, Nemacheilidae. Gene Ontology annotation, biological process: cell adhesion; bicellular tight junction assembly. The coding region runs from base 344 to 973 and encodes 209 amino acids. Gene Ontology annotation, molecular function: structural molecule activity. Gene Ontology annotation, cellular component: plasma membrane; bicellular tight junction. The record is from RefSeq and is a predicted model, not a curated record.